Nicotiana tabacum (common tobacco) is the source of this 768-nucleotide messenger RNA. The record is from RefSeq and is a predicted model, not a curated record. NCBI's taxonomy places the organism in Eukaryota, Viridiplantae, Streptophyta, Magnoliopsida, Solanales, Solanaceae.
AUGGCAACCAAACCUAGUGGCACCACCACCACCACCACUCCCACCACAAACCCCACCAUGAAAAACCAAACAUACAAGCCAAAAGUCAUCCCUUACCGACCAAACCGCCGACACAACCGCCGUCGUCAUUGCAACUGUCGUAGAUGUUUCUGUUUAUGUUGUUUCUGGUCUGUACUCAUCAUUUUCUCCAUUCUUGUUCUUGCUGCUAUUGCUGGUGCUAUUUUUUACGUCCUUUACCACCCUCAACUUCCUUCGUUCGCCAUUUCUUCUCUCAAAAUCUCACAAUUUAACCUCACUACAACUUCUGACGACACUACAAAACUCACCACUAAAUUCAAUAUCACUCUCUCUACCAAAAAUAAAAACAAGAAACUUAUUUACACUUAUGAUCCAAUUGUUCUAACAGCAGAAUCAACAAACCAAAUUGUUCUAGCAAAUGGAAAUUUUCCAGGAUUUAUUAGUAUACCAAAUAAUAUUACUAAUAUACAUUCAACAUUGUCAAUUGUAUCACAAGAUCUUGAUGUGGAUUCAGUUUCAACAUUGAAGUCAGAGCUGAAGAGAAAAAAUGGAUUGCCAGUGAAGAUUUUGUUGGAUACAAAAAUGGUUGUGAAAAUGGAGAAAUUGAAAAGUAAAAAAGUGGGAAUUAGAAUAACGUGUGAUAAUAUACAUGGACUAAUUCCUAAAGGAAAAAUUCCAACUGUGGCUUCAAUUAUUGAUGCUAAAUGUAAGUUUGAUUUGAGAAUUAAGAUCUUGAGAUGGACUUUCUAG